AUUUACUUCAACUCAUCAUUGGAACGAAAAUCACAUUACCCCACCUCCCUCCCCCCCCAAAAAAUAUCUCCCAAAUUUCUAAAAUUAGAACCUUCUAGACCCACCGCCACAUUCGCCCCUUCACCGCCACCGGAACAUGUCUACACCUGACGCCGCCGCCGCCGACGUUGCCGAGGCCGUCGAAGAUGUUCUGGAGACGCCAAUUUUGGAUGCCGAACGGCCGAACCUGCUCGACCAGAUAUCCGAGCAAGGCGGUUACGCUUUCGUCAGGAUGGCGACGUUAGCCGCCGGAGGAGAUAUGAGGGCGGCGGAGGUCGCUAAGGAAAUGGCGUGGGAGCAGCUCCACUGUGGGCCGUGGCACUCGGUGGUUCCGAUUUGGAGAGACGCCUAUGCAAUGGCGUGCCUCCACGUGGCCAAGCUGCAGUAUGCCGCAGGGGAGUGGAGUCCAGUUCUCCGGGCGCUGGAUAUGGGGCUUAUUAUGGGUGGAUUGACUUUGAGAGAGGAUUUGAAUAAUGCUAUUCGGAAGGCGUCGAAGAAAGCGCGUUCUGCAGCGACAACGGCAAUGGAAGUGGACUGUGGUGACAGUAGUAAAUUUGUUCGGAAAGAAGAUUUUGACAUGGCGCAGUUGCAACAUAAUUUACCAGUCAAGUCUUUGUCUUCUAAGAAUGUUGGGAGAAGGUCUUCACUAUCCUUGGAAGGAUUCCUGCAAGAUUAUUUUUUGACUGGCUCUCCAGUGGUUAUUAGUGAUUGCAUGGCUGACUGGCCUGCUACAAGUAAGUGGAAUGACAUUAACUACCUUAAGAGAACCGCUGGCUUCCGCACUGUUCCUGUUGAGGUGGGAAAAAACUAUCUAUGCCAGGAGUGGAAGCAAGAGCUUAUUACAUUUUCAGAGUUUCUUGAGAGAAUUCAGUCAAAUGAUUGUAGUUCUGCUAACACAACAUACUUAGCUCAGCAUCCCCUGUUCGACCAGAUACAAGAGUUGCGCCAGGAUAUUGUUAUUCCUGACUACUGCUUUACUGGUGGUGGAGAGAUGAAAUCCCUUAACGCUUGGUUUGGUCCAGGUGGUACAGUAACACCAUUGCAUCAUGAUCCACAUCAUAACAUACUUGCUCAGGUUGUUGGUAAAAAAUAUGUAAGGCUUUACUCUUCUUCUUUGUCAGAAGAGCUAUAUCCACAUGCUGAAACCAUGCUCUGCAAUUCCAGCAAGGUUGAUCUGGAUCAUAUCGACGAGGUAGAGUUUCCAAAGGUGGUCAACUUGGAGUUUUUCGACUGCAUAUUAAACGAAGGUGAAAUGCUUUACAUUCCUCCCAAGUGGUGGCACUACGUGAAGUCUCUUACUACCAGUUUUUCAGUUAGCUUUUGGUGGGGUGACUCUGCAAGUUCUUCAUCGCCAUCUUAACACAUAGAGGAGCUUCUCGAUUUGUACGAGUUUUAGGUUUUUCUUGUACACCUUAAUGAACACAGUUAGUACUACAUGAUGGUAAUAUAUUAUUAGCCAACUUUCCUUACGUAAUGGAAUCAAUGAUCGCUGCUGGUUCUUCAACUAAAAUUUUCAGAUCCGUCUUUAAUAAUGUUUCUUAUGAUUUCUUGAUGUAUUAUUGAAGUAACUAAUUUCUUCAUCAAUUAUUCUUACAAGUCCCUUUUUCUUGUGUAAUAAAUCUGGG
Messenger RNA from Oldenlandia corymbosa var. corymbosa, 1664 nucleotides. NCBI's taxonomy places the organism in Eukaryota, Viridiplantae, Streptophyta, Magnoliopsida, Gentianales, Rubiaceae. The record is from the annotation of a GenBank genome assembly.